GUUGAAUGGUGUGUGGUCUACUAGCUAUAAUUGAAAGCGGGCCUUUUGGGCCUCCAUAGAUGGGCCUUGAGAAAACCUCCCUUUAUGCUGGGCCUUGAGGAUGAGUUUUCAAAUUGGUUGUGGCGGUGGAGAACCAUCGCAGGCGAAGUUCCGGCGCUUGAUGAUGACGAAAUUGGAUGAGAGCCGAGAAGCAAUCGCCGAAAGUUGGAGACAUUUCAAUGGCCGAGGGUGCUUACCGAUCGAGAGAUUUCCUCGUAUAUCUUCUGCAAUUUCGCUCAGCCCACAUCGGAGUCUGAUGAUCUAUAGGAGACGAAGAAGAGUAGUAAUAACUGGUGCGUCAGCGUCACUGGAAGUUUUGUAACGUCUGUGAGGUUUUGACCAUGGAAGACACCGGAGAACUGUUGAAGAUGACCAUGGGAGAAGGUGUAGUUACAGAUUAGAGUAGAGAUGGUACAUAAAUUCAGCGGGUUUCGAUUUGGGAGAUCGCCAUAGCAGAGAUGGAUAUCAAGCUCUUCUAGAGGACGAUAUUUCGGUGAUUCGAGGACCUGAUUGGCCGAUAACUUCAAUCAAUCUGCUGAAACGAGUCUGAGAAUCAAACCAGAAAGCACAGUUGAGCAGCCCUGAGAAAUGUUGCUGUCCAAGAACCAAGACCUGUGUCAAUGACGUGCCAGAAAGAUUCUUGGGUCUCAGCAGCCAACAACAGCUCGAGAUCGUGGUGAAAGUGAAAAAAACUUCUUUUGAACAAGUCGUUUAUCUGAAGCUUCUUUACACGCAAACGACAGAAACCAAAAACACACACACACAAAAAGCAUGGAAACAGUGAGUUGGAGGAAGAGAGAUGAUGAUGCAGUGUUUAGAUGGAUUAAAACACUUCUCCACGAUUCUUUUGACUUGUUGUGGUGCUGAUUUUCCCACACAGUCCAGGGGUCUUCAGAACCCUAAGGAAGUGGCUAAAGGCACUGUGUUUACUGUGAAUGAGAUUGAAGCUCUUUACGAAAUGUUCAUGAGCAUCAGCAGAGACGGGCUUAUCGACCAGGAACAGUUUCAGUUGGUGCUGUUCAAGACGAACAAAAAGAGAAGCCUUUUUGCUGAUAAGGUGUUUGACUUGUUUGAUACCAAGCGUACUGGGAUUCUGGAUUUUGAAGCCUUUGCCCGUGCUAUUUCAGUUUUUCACCCCAAGGCUCAAAUUGAGGAUAAGAUCGAGUUUUCUUUCAAGCUGUAUGAUCUGAAGCAGCAAGGGUAUAUAGAGAGACACGAGUUGAAGCAAAUGGUGGUGGCGACUCUAGCUGAAUCUGGGAUGAACCUUUCUGAUAAUGUGAUAGAGAGCAUCAUAGACAAGACAUUUGAAGAAGCUGAUAGUAAACUGGACGGGAAGAUUGAUAAGGAAGAGUGGCAGAGUCUUGUUUCUCGCCAUCCUUCUCUGCUAAAUAACAUGACCCUUCAACAUCUCAAGGACAUCACGAAGACGUUUCCGAAUUUUGUGUUUCACACUAUAGUGACAGACAACCCAUCUGAAUGAUAGAGGGAUGUGAUUUUGGAUUUUGAUUUGUGCAAGUUGAUUCUUUUUUACUUGGCAUAAGAGAUUAUUAUAUUACUACUUCUAUUUUAAAAAUCUGGUUCUUUACCUUCUACGCUCGUUCACUCCAUCUAAUUUUGUAUCUGAAAACUUGUCUCGUCUGAUUUAUUGUAAAGCAAUUUGCAAAAGUAAUAAACCUUUUUAAAAAAAUUCACUAUGAAAAUUCAAAUAUAA
Molecule: messenger RNA, 1750 nt
Organism: Thlaspi arvense
Lineage: Eukaryota; Viridiplantae; Streptophyta; Magnoliopsida; Brassicales; Brassicaceae
Source: the annotation of a GenBank genome assembly